Molecule: messenger RNA, 1815 nt
Organism: Anopheles cruzii
Lineage: Eukaryota; Metazoa; Arthropoda; Insecta; Diptera; Culicidae
Exons: 2
Coding region: 286-882 (198 amino acids)
Source: RefSeq, a predicted model, not a curated record
AAAAUUUUGUUUCGCAUCCUCAGCAGAAUGCCACCUGUAGAACGUUACCGGCAAACGAAGAAGCGGCAGGUGGGCCCUUCCAAGAGGCGACCGGAGGUAGCACCCGAAUCAGGGCCGUGUGAUCCAUAUUAUGAAUGUCACUCCGAUAGUGACCGAGAACUGAGCCCUGCCGACCUGAAGGCCGAUCGUGAGAAGUUCGACAGUGCUACGGAAGAGUAGCGUCAAACGGUGGCAUACGUCGUGCGCCAAAUCUUCCAAUGAAGCCCGCAGGUUGGGUCAGCACAAAUGCUGCAGCAGGUCCUCUGCACAUUGGGCCCGUUUUUUCUGGGCAUGCCAAAAGACCCACGAACGGUGUUCCAAGAAGCGGGGGAGAUCAAACCCACAGAUGUCCUACAUGUUUCUGGUGAAGUGGUUGGGUCAUUCUGGCAUCGGGGUUUAGAAGCAGGAAUUCGAGCACAAUCGCCAUUAACCAUUGGCAUCGAAGCGUUACAGUACUAUCUCCACGUCGCUAAGGUCCCAUUGCCACAGCUUGCACACCCCGGUCUCCAAACAUGGGUAAUACAGGGACAGUUAUUAGAAGCUACCGGGGAACCGGGGGAACCUUUUGUUGUUAGUGUCUAUUGCGGUAGCGUAAAACCGACCGCACCGGUUCUCCUCGGCCCCGUGUGCAACGAAGCAAACCAGUUACGUCAACACGCACGGGAUUCGCAAACUGCAGACAUUAGAACACGAGCCGUGCUUGCCGAUGCUGAGGCACGUGCGCUCGUGAAAGGUAGGAUUCCAAUAUUGGUCGACAUCGUAUUGUCGGACAUCAAUACGACGAAACCCACCGCAAACCCACACCCACGCGACGUGCGACUUCUUUGGAGCUGCUGGACAUAAAUGUGAUAACGGAUGUCUGUGUGGCAGCCGAUCGGCAUCUGCUCCAUUUAGGAGCAGCUAAGAAUUUUUUUAAAACCUUUACGUUGGGUCUACAUGAUGCCAAGGAGAUGCCUGAAGAUGCCUUACGUUACUUGCACUACACACUCUGUAAGGUAUGGUUCCCACACGAAAGGGUACACAAGCAAUUUACGAGGCACAUUAGCAUGUGGCCGCCAUCAAUGUGGGCGUACUUCAUGGACGUUGUGGGGUGCGUAGUACUGAAGCCCGUGCUACAGCCUGAAGACUAUGCCCUAUAUUGCUGGUUGCAUUUUGCCGUUGCAAUAUGCAACCACAAACGGUACACACAUUUGCUUGGUUAUGCACGAGCAUUACUCCAAAACUUCGUCACAAAAUACUACGAGAGAGUAGGGUUCGUUCCUUGUGAUAUACAUUACCUGCUCCACGUCGUGGAUGAGAUGCAAGGUUUUGCAAAUUACUUUUAGCGAAGACCUAGAAGAAUAUCGUGUGGCAGAUAUGAUAUCUAAACUUUGUGUAGUGGACCUCGAGAAAUACACAUCGUUUGUCCCGUUGUUCGAGUCAUCGCCAGAGUGCUAGUCUGGCAGGGACAAGGAGGCUACGGUAAUCCGGCCGGGUUCAAUUACCCGGAGCACAGAACACUUUGCCACUUGCUGACCAGAUCUAAGCAUUUAAACAGAAAGAAACAAACGUUGCACGCAAAACAACUGCAGCAACGUACAGGAACUAUAUAAUUGAAUUAUGUUAGACAAAUUCUGCGAUGUAACCUGCAGCGGACGGGAUAAGCCAGGGAAAGGCUCUAGACUGGUAACUGGUGUUGGGCGAUAAUAAAUCCCUUCCACUAAAACUAAGUUCGCGAGUAGUUUACUAUCGUUGACAUCACAACUUCACUACUGCUUAUGAAGCGUACAUAAAACA